Calliphora vicina (urban bluebottle blowfly) is the source of this 1000-nucleotide messenger RNA. It is a transcript of the gene Tsp97E, whose product is annotated as Tetraspanin 97E. Gene Ontology annotation, cellular component: plasma membrane. The record is from RefSeq and is a predicted model, not a curated record. NCBI's taxonomy places the organism in Eukaryota, Metazoa, Arthropoda, Insecta, Diptera, Calliphoridae. The transcript is spliced from 4 exons. Bases 114 to 758 code for a protein of 214 amino acids.
AAACAAAUUAGAAAAUAUUAAAAAAAAAGUUAGUGUUAUACAAAAAACGCAAACUAACUGAAGACUGAUAAAGAAAAAUAAAAAAUAAGCGAAUUAAAGCCAAAGAAAACAAAAUGUGUGGAGGUUUUACAUGUUCGAAAAAUGCAUUAAUUGCUUUAAAUAUUUUAUAUGUGCUGGUUGGUUUCCUGUUAAUUGGUGUUGGCGUUUAUGCUCGUGCUGCUUCAAUUGUUACAAAUCUUCCUAUAGUUGGCGGUAUAUUGGCAUGUGGCAUUAUAUUAAUAUGUAUUUCCAUAUUGGGCCUGGCUGGAGCCGUUAAACAUCAUCAAGUUAUGCUGUUUUUCUACAUGAUCAUUUUGUUUUUGCUCUUCCUGAUACAAUUCUCCAUUGCCAGCUCUUGUUUGGCUGUUAACUCCGAACAGCAACAAGAAUUCGCUGAAGAAGGAUGGAAUCGUGUACCCGACUCUAUGCGCAAACAGGUUCAAGACACCUUCCUCUGCUGUGGCUUCAAUUCGACCAGCAGCACAGCGGCCGAUGCCUCGUGUGAUGUUAUCAAUAAGCAGUGCUGCAGCUCAUCAUACGAUGUCAAUUGUCAGUGUCCACCAUGUUUGCCCAAGUUGGAGGAUAAAAUCAAUUAUGCCUUUAAGUUGUGCGGCGGUUUGGGAAUAUUCUUUAGUUUUACAGAGUUCAUUGGUGUUUGGUUAACUGUGCGUUAUCGUAAUCAAAAAGAUCCUCGCGGUUUACCCAGUGCAUUUCUAUAAAUUCGUAUAGAUUCAUUUAACAACAUAACAAAUUAAUAAUUUAUUAUUAAUUUCAUAUUAUUUAACUAACAACAAACAAACAACAAAAUUCUAAUCUAAAAUCUUCUAGUCACUCCAUGAAAUGACACAUUUCUUAAAAUUUCAAAAAUCUAAGACCGUUACUCAUUUCUAAACACUCUCACACACAGACAUACAAUAAUUAGUAUUUUAGGGGUAUUUUACAAAAAAAAAAAAAUUAUAAA